AUGGGCAGGCAAAGGCACGAUGCACAGCUCCUCCACGCAGUCAUCCGGGUCUCGAUCCGGGGGCGGCCGCCUCAGCUCCAGGGUGGCGCUCUCCACCACCACCAGGUCCUCUGCCUGCUGAGUUCUUGCAGCCGGCUCUGCGCUGCCGGGCUGUGCUGCGUCCGCAGGCCCCUGCCCAGCAGGCUCACCAGGCGUGUGUGGAGAGGAAGGGAACGACCCCUGGCCCCCCGCCCGCUCAGACUCCUCACGCGCACGGUCCUGCAUCGCAGGCAGGAGCACUCGCAGCAGCGCGGUCAGCCCCUUUCCCUCCAUGGUGGGCCAGCUGGAGGGGUCCCCCAGCCUGCCCCAGGCCAGCGUGCGGUCGUGGGCCUGCUGGUGGCUGUGCAGGUGCACCACCACGUGCGCCUGGGCCGCGGCGGGGCAGGUGGAGAGCAGGUCACGCUCCGCCCAGGCCAGGGCCGCCAGUACCACGCCCAUCUCGCGGCGGAAGAUGGCCGACCGCAGGCCCGGGGGGGCCCAGGUCCAGGCUGUGCCCCCGCUGACAUGGCAGUGGACGUGCAGGCUCAUGGCCUGGCGGGGUUGGGCGGUGCCUGGGCCCGCCACCGCAUGCAGGUCCCCGCCGUGCGGCAGCCACUCUGCCAGCACCUCGUCACGCAGGAGCCGGGUGUAAAGCCUGGAGAGUUGCCUCUGGUUGUAACAGGGACCUGUCCCAGGGUGUGGGAGGGCUGA
Messenger RNA from Auxenochlorella protothecoides, 729 nucleotides. RefSeq lists its product as hypothetical. The transcript has a single exon. Lineage: Eukaryota; Viridiplantae; Chlorophyta; Trebouxiophyceae; Chlorellales; Chlorellaceae. The record is from RefSeq and is a predicted model, not a curated record. The coding region runs from base 1 to 729 and encodes 242 amino acids.